This is a messenger RNA of Coccomyxa subellipsoidea C-169, 819 nucleotides long. RefSeq names its product ribosomal protein S19 component of cytosolic 80S ribosome and 40S small subunit. The coding region runs from base 1 to 477 and encodes 158 amino acids. The transcript has 4 exons. The record is from RefSeq and is a predicted model, not a curated record. Gene Ontology annotation, cellular component: cytosolic small ribosomal subunit; ribosome. NCBI's taxonomy places the organism in Eukaryota, Viridiplantae, Chlorophyta, Trebouxiophyceae, Coccomyxaceae. Gene Ontology annotation, molecular function: structural constituent of ribosome; RNA binding. Gene Ontology annotation, biological process: ribosomal small subunit assembly; translation.
AUGGUACCUGCACCUCGUGGUGUGCGAGAUGUGCCUGCAGAGGAGUUCAUCAAGGCAUAUGCAGACCAUCUGAAGACAAAUGACAAGAUCCAGCUGCCUGCCUGGGUGGACAUCGUGAAGACUGCUCCCUUCAAGGAGCUGGCGCCUUAUGACCCAGACUGGUACUACAUCAGGGCAGCAUCGCUGGCGAGGAAGGUGUACAUGAAGCAGAACAUUGGAGUGGGCGCGUUCAGCAGGCAAUACGGCGGCCGCAACAAGAGGAAAGGAACUGUGCCCGAGCACUUUGCCCGUGCCAGCAGAGGCCUCAUCCGCCACAUCCUCAAGCAGCUUGGGGACAUCGAUGUGGUGACGACCAGCGCCGCGACCAAGGGCCGCACCAUCACCCCCAACGGACAGAGGGAUCUGGACCUCAUCGCCGGCCGAAUCGAGGCCACAGUUGAGGAGGAGGAGGAGGCCGAGGAGGAGGAGGAGGCCUGAACAGGCCAUGCCCCACCUCAGCCUCACUCCUGCAGCAGCCUGUGAGAUUUUCUUCCGGCAGCAGUCUUCCAGAGGCGCUGAUACAAGCCAUGCAGAUGCAAUAAUGCCACAGAGGAGCCCCAGUGCAUGCCUUGGGUCUAGCUUGAGAAAGGCUAUGCGAGCGGAUGCUUUGGGCAUGCUUGGGAUCGUGUAAUAAAGUAGUCACACACAAAGUAGGCUCGGUGCCUUGGUCUGAUGAUUGCUGAUCAACAGUGUAGCGACUCUUUACAGCAUGCAAGUCUGCUGGGGGUGGCUCCUGUUUGGCACGCUUUGGCAGCACUGUAAUCCAGCUGGAAAGAAAGA